CUCCACACACUGCCGCCGUGUCCGCCUGUGUGAGCGCGCGCCAGUGUGUGUGUGUGUGUGUGUGUGUGUGUGUGUGUGUGUGUGAUCGAUCAUGUCGUACAGCGGCCGAACCCGGGACCCCCGACCCCCGAACCGCCGCUCGAGCGCCAGCCGCCUCUCGUACCCGAGUGUGGUGGUGGCGAGUCCGGCGCUCCUGCGCAGCGCGCCCAGCGUCCACGUGGACGAGAACGACCGACAGGCCAAGAGCGAGGAGACCAAGCAGAUCGUGAACCUCAACAACAAGUUUGUCAAGUUCAUCGACAAGGUGCGCGAUCUUGAGCAGAAGAAUAAGGUCCUGGAGACCCGGCUGAAGAUCUUGCUGGAGCAGGAAACCUACAAAGCAAACAUUAAUGAUAUUGUAGCAGAGUUGACCAAUAACCUAAAGCAGCAGGUGGAUGGCCUGACCCAGGACCAGAAGAGGCUGGAGGUUGAGCUGAACUGCAGCCAGGACCAAGUGGAACGCAACCGGAAUAAAUACGAGGAUGAGCUGCAAAAGAAGACAGAGGUGGAGAAUGAAUUUGUGCUUGCCAAGAAGGAAGUAGAUGAUAACUACUUGAAUAAACUUGGCCUGGAGGUGCAGCUGGAGGAACUGAUGAGCAAGCUGGACUUCCUGAGGAGAGGCUAUGAUGAGGAAAUCAAGGAGCUGCAGUCCCAGAUCCACAACACCACUGUGGUCCUGCCAGCAAACAAUGGACGUGCCUUGGACAUGGAGGAAGUUGUGCAGGAGGUCAAAGCUCAGUACCAGGAAGUGGCAGAGCGAGGCCGAGAAGAGGCAGAGCAGUGGCACAAGAAGAAGAUGGAUGACAUGACCCAGAAGGCUGGGAAACAUGAGCAGGAGCUGCGAGAGUUGAGGAAAGAGAUUGCUGACAUACAACGUCUCAUCCAAAGACUCACCUUGGAGAUGGAAAGCUUAAAGAAUCAGAAAGGGAACCUGGAGGCCGCGAUCGACGAUGCAGAGCAGCGGGGCCAGGAGGCACGUGAUGAAGCUAAGGCCCACAUCCGUGAGCUGGAGGAGGCCCUGUCCAGAGCUAAGCAGGACAUGGCCAGCCAACUGCGUGAUUACCAGGCACUCAUGAACCUCAAACUUGCGCUGGACAUUGAGAUCGCUACCUACAGGAAGCUGCUGGAAGGGGAGGAGAUGAGAAUCGCUGAUCAAGGUGUGAGAGGAUACCAGCGCAGCCCCUUUGACCGCCUUGAUGUCCAGGGGCAACAACCUCCGGGCACCGCAAGCGAGGAGCUCACCAAGGUCACCCCUCCCACAGGCUCUGUCGCUAAACUCACACCUCGGAAAAGCAUUGUCAUCAAAACCAUCGAGACCAAAGAUGGCAGAGUGCUCUCUGAGAAGUCCCACAUCUCAGGGGAAUAAGGAGGCCGCCUUUACAGAAAAAAAAAAAAAAAUCUUCCUCAAUCUUUACCACGAAAGGGGAGUCAGGGACUCAUGGGUGCUUCUGUUGUCUCACUUCAUUCUCUGCAGGGUUAUAGUUCAGUUCCAAUCACUUAAUUGGAAGGGACGCUCUGGAAAUGAUUCAUAAAGGUGCUCAGUAACUGGCCAAUCCUGCACUCACUACAUUUACUCCACGUGUCAUAAUGGCUUUCGGGAAUUGUUUUGUUUUCUAUUGCUGCGUUGUCUCAGAUUGAAAUGGGAAUGGAAGAGGAACAAGUCCAACUGUAACGGGGAUCUCACAUUUUUAGGAUGUUUGCUGUAUGUUUUGAUCGAAAGGAAUAAAGCUAAACUUUGACAUUAAUCUCAGCUGAAACAAUUGUUUACAACAAUAUGGAAAAUAAAGGGUGUCAUG
Scleropages formosus (Asian bonytongue) is the source of this 1835-nucleotide messenger RNA. Its product is annotated as keratin, type II cytoskeletal 8-like. The record is from RefSeq and is a predicted model, not a curated record. The transcript has 9 exons. Lineage: Eukaryota; Metazoa; Chordata; Actinopteri; Osteoglossiformes; Osteoglossidae. Gene Ontology annotation, cellular component: keratin filament. The coding region runs from base 92 to 1405 and encodes 437 amino acids.